AUGGCUGCAACACUGGCUGCUGGUGACUACUCUCCUUCAGAUGGAGACCAGGUCGACAACGAUGUUGAGGUCGAUGACUACCAAACACAGACAAUCAUCGAGGAGUUCGUACAAUGCAAACUUCGCUCAAAAGGUAGAAUGUUACAUCGUCACAGUGUUCCGGCCGAUAUGGAAACUCAGGUCCUGGUCAGCCGAUUGCUUGACAUCUCAAAUGAAUUGGAAGAGCGGUAUGGUGAUCAGCUCAAUCGAGAUGCUGAACGCUGGAUAAAGGCUGCCACCUUUGAAAAGUUUGUCCAGAUUGCCAAAGGGGUAUUUGCCGAUGGGCAAGUCAGCUUGUCUCGUAUUGUGGUCCUCUUUAUGUUUGCUGUCAAAGUGAUAUUGAAUGCGUUUGCUCGUAACCUCAGUGCGCUGGCCUGUGAUGUGAUCCGGUUCGCGACAAAAUUUAUCGUGUUGCAUGGUGUCUAUAAUUGGAUUCAGGCUCGAGGUGGUUGGUUUGCUGUUAUUCAAGCGUGCGGACCGGGUACCAGUACUACUGGUGGAGUUCUUGCAUUCCUCAGCGUGCUCCUGGUUGUUCUAUUCGCACUCAAGCGGGUGGCUUGAACGGACUGUUCACUCUCAGAUCCAUUCUCAUGCUGUGAUACUAGCUGUAUCAGAAUAUACGCUCAUUUUUAGCUCCUUGAUGCGCGCCCAAAGCUUAUUCGCACUAUUUCCUUUUAUCUUGCUCCGGUGUUCAUGUCCAGUCUAUCAGGAUGCGAAUGCUCAUCCAAACGCUCAUGCUGUCUGUCACGGAUGGGAGACCAUGACACGUUUGCGUACUCAUUGAUGCUACAUAUCCAACUUUCAUUCAUAAAUUCAGGUUGCUCAAUCUCUGUCGCAUUACGGCUAAUGUCCGUACAUUACGCCAUCUUCAUUACCAUUGUUCAUGGGUCCUGAUUCGCCUCAUCGCUGUCCGCCUUACCUAUGUUUUUUUCAUCUCCUCGUCCGAAAGUGUUUUGUGAUUUCCGCGGUUGUCAAUAUGUAACCUUUUUAUGUCUUAUCUGUGUGAAGCAUUAAAUGUUAUUUUGAUAGGUGCCCAUGUUUCGCCUUAUCAUGACAAGAUUUUUUGAAGUGGUAAACCAACUGGGCUUUUCGUUUCUUACAGAUUGGACUGAAAUGGUAAUUGAAUGCAAAUAUUACUUAUUUGACGUUUGAUCUGAUCAUGUUGUUAGUGGCACAACCACUAAUCCAUCGCUACGCUCCCCAAUAGCGCACUGAUGAUAUCACCUCGAUUGGUGAUGAAACGUUUGCUGUCAAACUGCCCAGCUCAGCGAACAAGCCAGCGACCAGACGUCAAUGUGGUAAGGCCCUAGAAGAUUUCUGUCUUUCUUGGCAUUUCAGGUCAAUUUGGCCGAAGAAAAAAUUCUCCCAUUUUCGCGCGCUG
Molecule: messenger RNA, 1420 nt
Organism: Opisthorchis viverrini
Lineage: Eukaryota; Metazoa; Platyhelminthes; Trematoda; Opisthorchiida; Opisthorchiidae
Exons: 4
Coding region: 1-600 (199 amino acids)
Biological process (GO): intrinsic apoptotic signaling pathway in response to DNA damage; regulation of apoptotic process; extrinsic apoptotic signaling pathway in absence of ligand
Cellular component (GO): mitochondrial outer membrane
Molecular function (GO): protein heterodimerization activity; protein homodimerization activity
Source: RefSeq, a predicted model, not a curated record